This is a messenger RNA of Leptosomus discolor (cuckoo roller), 3282 nucleotides long. It is a transcript of the gene SLC20A2, whose product is annotated as solute carrier family 20 member 2. Gene Ontology annotation, molecular function: phosphate transmembrane transporter activity. Gene Ontology annotation, biological process: phosphate ion transmembrane transport. Lineage: Eukaryota; Metazoa; Chordata; Aves; Leptosomiformes; Leptosomidae. Gene Ontology annotation, cellular component: membrane. The record is from RefSeq and is a predicted model, not a curated record.
GUGUUGUCUUGUGUGCUCUCCUGUGCCGGAGUGAAUUUUAUCCCCGGACUGCCUGGUGACAGAACAUUGCAGUUGUACCGAUUUGGGAGCAAAAUAUGGAAUGUGUUUCACUGCUGACCGAAGGCAGCCAAAUGAACAGUAUUUAUAGUAGUUUGAAAAUCAGCAGUUAGCAGUUUCUUCACAUUCUAACACUACCCAGCACUUUCCAGAGAGAACUCAUUGUUUACAAGAAAUCUGCUUUCCAAAUCCGUUGCGGUGCCCUCCAGCCUUGACUAUUAACUAUUUGCAAAGGGGAAGCUAAUCUACAGUUUGGGGAAAGAUGGCAAUGGAUGAGUACCUGUGGAUGGUCAUUGUGGGUUUUAUCAUUGCUUUUAUUUUAGCCUUUUCGGUUGGUGCAAAUGAUGUUGCCAAUUCUUUCGGAACGGCUGUGGGCUCUGGUGUUGUUACUUUACGCCAGGCUUGCAUUUUGGCUUCAGUUUUUGAAACCACUGGCUCAGUAUUACUGGGAGCAAAAGUAGGAGAAACAAUUCGGAAAGGUAUCAUUGAUGUUAACCUGUACAACAACACCGUCCCACUGCUGAUGGCAGGAGAAGUGAGUGCAAUGGUUGGUUCUGCUGUUUGGCAGCUGAUUGCAUCAUUCUUGAAGCUCCCGAUAUCGGGGACCCAUUGCAUUGUAGGUGCUACGAUUGGAUUUUCUCUGGUGGCAAUUGGCACGCAGGGAGUCCAGUGGAUGCAGCUUGUCAAGAUUGUUGCUUCUUGGUUUAUUUCCCCACUGUUGUCUGGCUUGAUGUCUGGAGUCCUCUUUGUGCUGAUUAGAUUCUUCAUUUUAAACAAGGAAGACCCUGUGCCUAACGGUCUCCGCGCACUUCCAGUGUUUUAUGCUGCUACCAUAGCUAUUAACGUGUUUUCCAUCAUGUACACGGGGGCACCAGUACUGGGACUGGUACUGCCAAUGUGGGCCAUUGCUCUAAUAUCAGUCGGCGUAUCCUUAGUAUUUGCCGUUUUAGUCUGGAUUUUCGUGUGCCCCUGGAUGAAGAGAAAAAUAGAAAGCCGGUUAAAGAAAGAUGCUGCACUGUCAAGGAUAUCAGAUGAAAGUCUUGAUAAAAUUCAAGAUGAAGAAACACCAGUCUUUAAAGAGCUUCCCGGUGCCAAAGCAUCUGACGAGAGCACAAUUCCGCUUACUGGCUCAGUAACAGAAGCUGCUGGGGCAUCAGAUACUAUUGCAAAUGGAAACCAUCCACGUGUACCGUAUGGAAGGGCAUUUUCGAUGACGCACACCUCAGUGAAAUCACCUGUUUCCAAUGGCACCUUCAGCUUCGAUGGCCAGAUGAGGAGCGAUGGCCACGUUUAUCACACUGUGCACAAGGACUCAGGUUUAUACAAAGACUUGCUCCACAAAAUACACCUGGACAGGGCCACCGAUGAGCGGCCCGCUCAGGAAAACAACUACAAACUCUUACGACGCAACAACAGUUAUACUUGUUACACAGCUGCUAUUUGUGGCAUGCCUGUGCAUUCCUCCUUUAAGGCAGCGGAUACGUCAACCCCAGAGGACAGUGAGAAGUUAGUGGGAGACACUGUUUCCUACUCCAAGAAGCGAGUUCGCUAUGACAGCUACUCCAGCUAUUGCAACGCAGUGGCCGAGGCAGAGAUCGAGGCGGAGGAAGGUGGGGUGGAAAUGAAGUUGGCCUCUGAACUCGCAGAUCCUAACCGGCCCCCAGUUGAUCCCGUGGAAGAGGAUAAGGAAGAGAAAGACACAUCUCAGGUCCACCUACUUUUCCACUUCCUCCAGAUCUUAACAGCCUGCUUUGGAUCCUUUGCCCAUGGAGGUAAUGAUGUCAGCAAUGCAAUCGGUCCCCUUGUCGCGCUCUGGCUUAUCUACAAGCAAGGUGGUGUAAUGCAAGAAGCAUCGACUCCCGUCUGGCUGCUGUUUUAUGGAGGUGUUGGGAUCUGUGUGGGUCUCUGGGUCUGGGGUAGAAGAGUUAUCCAGACUAUGGGUAAAGACCUCACUCCAAUCACACCGUCAAGUGGAUUCACUAUUGAGUUGGCUUCGGCGUUCACAGUUGUGGUAGCUUCCAAUGUUGGACUUCCUGUCAGUACUACACACUGCAAGGUCGGCUCCGUGGUGGCCGUUGGCUGGAUCCGCUCCAAGAAAGCCGUUGACUGGCGCCUUUUCCGCAACAUCUUCCUGGCGUGGUUUGUGACUGUGCCAGUGGCUGGCUUGUUCAGCGCCGGGGUGAUGGCACUGCUGAUGUACGGGAUCCUGCCUUAUGUCUGAAGAGCCUCCUCCGCUGGGAAAAGGGGAAACGGCCAAGCUACGACCAAGGGGAGAAGCGUUCCCGUGAAAGAACCAGUCAGAGAGGAUCCAUGUUCCAUAUCUAAUUUCUUAUCUACUGUACAUAACAAUGUGUCAUAUUGGUGACAUGGUGAUGUGGUGCCAUUUCUUAUAUAUUAAAGAAAUAUAUAUAUGCAUAUAGUAGGUAACGAUACCUAAGUUAUAUUAUCAGUGGGGUGAAAAUAAUUGCCUAGAAUUUAAUAUUUAGUAAAAUUUGUACAUAGUGUAUCAUUUUGGUGGCAAUUUUUUAAUCUUUUGAAGAAGAGUAUGGAUUAGGAAAUGUUUAUUGUCCAUUUGAUAUAAGAAGAAGCGAGGUACAGGACUGCAUAACACAAUUUUUUUUAAAAGUUAUUAAGAUACUGGAACAAAAUAAAACGUGCAGAAGUGCUUUUCAUAAAAUAACUUUGUUCAUAUCGUAUUGAUCUCUGUGUAUCAUAGCGUGAUGGUUAUGGCUGUGUAAAUACUUACAAACAGUAACUUUUAAAGGGUGCAUUUCCCUUAUAUAUUUUGGAUAAGAAAGUUUAGGAAGUACCAAAGAAGCAGGGGAAUAGCUUGCCGAUAUUAUGUUGUUGUCUACAAAUGUGGGCGUGUGUUAUGUUUCCCCACCUCUAAUUCAACGUUGUUUUCACCAAGCUCCCACCAGUGAGGCUUGGAUAGUACUGUUCAUGUCUUAAUGUAACUUAAAAAAAAAAAAAGCACACAAAAAAGUUAGUUCUCAUUACUUAGUAGGCAGACCACAGUUCUCCACAUUAGCUGAUAGUAGACUGACUUCAUUUUGUGGGUUGGAUUUGAAGUAUCUCACUGCUCACCUUCUACAUUUCCCCUUCAAGUCUCGGCUCCCGGUUGCCCUACUGUCACUUCCAGCGGGAGAACAGACUGUCAGUCUCCCCUUUUUCUGUCCAUCCAGCCACAACCACACACUCUCAGGUACAGGAGCGGGACCGCGG